GCCGUUGGAGACGGAGGCGCGGGUCCUUGUGUAUUACUUGUAUACACUGUGACACUGCCAAAGCCUCUUUGCUUUUCUUUGAUUCAUCCAUUCUCCAUUGACGACGACGAUUCAUGUUCACCGAAGGUCUCGAUGAGAGCGCGAUCCAAUGGAUCAACCAGGGAUCGCGACUACAACUCGAAGAAGAACCUUCUCCUCCUUCCAUCAUACGCUCUCCUCUUGUCGAAAAAAUCAGCUGCCAGAGAUUCCCAAGAUCCCCUCUUUCGACCACCGCCAACGCUCUCUCUUCCCCCAAUUUGCCUCCACUCAAGUUCCACUCCGCUCUCCUACAACCGCGCAACCUCGCUUUCGGCUUCGGCGAUGCCGACGACGACAGUGACCAAACCAUGGAGGACGCCUUCUCCGACGACGAAGUACUCUCCGCUCCCAACAACCUCCAUUUCUCCGACGAGGAACAGUUGUUCGGAUGCAAACCUAAACCCCCUAGUGGAAUUCUCAAGACAUGUUUGGCCAAUCAAAACCUUACCAUUCAGGUUCCCGGCAGUGUCAGAAGAUUCACCGAUGGAGGAGUGGGUUUCAAUAAGUGCGUUCAGAGGAAGCUCACCCCUACUCCUGGUGGUCCCGUUCGCAAUCUGAAUUGCACUCAUGACACUGUUGGAUUGGGUACUCCAAGUGCCCCUCCCAUCGUUGAUGCUGAUUUUCCUCUGGAGGGGGAUUCGGAAUGUUCACUCAGGAAUGAACCAAUUGAUCGGGGAUCUUGCCCUUCAAGGGAGUCUCUGGAUUAUGAUGGCACAAAGAGUGAGAGUUCAAUUGAACAAAGACCCAAUCUUGUUGCAAAACCCACUCAGACUGAGAUUGGGGAAAGACUGGACAGGACUUUCAUGGAUGACAUUGAAAGACAGACCCCUCAUUUACAGUAUUACAACACCAGCAGUUGCAAUAGUCAAAAUGCCUGGCAAACCCUUAUCACUUACGAUGCCUGCAUACGUUUAUGCCUACAAGCAUGGGCUAAAGGCUGCACUGAGGCCCCAGAAUUUUUAAAAGAUGAGUGCCUGGCUCUCCGAAGUGCCUUUGGAUUGCAUGAGUUCUUGUUGCACCCUCGUGGUUUCAAACCAGCUGAAGGCAAAAAUACAAGGAAUUCAGAACAACCAGUUCCCCUGAAGAUUAAGAAGGUUGUAGGGAAAAUAAGAGUGGAAGUGAAGAAACUUCGCAUUAUACCAAGACAAAAACUUAAGAUCACAAAGUCACAGCGAGGAUCAAUCUACAUGAAAACUGGGGUGGAAUAUGUCCGGCAUGUUUCAUCACUUGUGAAGACCGGCAUAAGUUCUAUGAAGUCGACUUCAUUCUCAUUGGCAUCAGAAGAACCACUGCAUUGUUUGAUCCAACUUAAGAGUACGACGGAAGAAAAUGAAUCAGAGCCAUGUUCUGCAAUUGCUUUGCGCCCUGGGAGUGGAGAUUACCACGAUUUUUUCCCGUUGAGCCAAGGGGAUGCAUUAAUUGUAGAAGUCCAAGAUUCAAAAAAGGCAAUCCAUGGUGAAGCCAGGAUUCCAAUUUCAUCCCUCAGUGAUAAUCCUAGUGACAGAAUUCGGUGGUGGCCAGUAUAUCACGAUGAACGUGAAUGUGUUGGCAAGAUCCAGCUCUCUAUUGGCAGUACAAUGACAAGCAAUGAGAACAAUCACAUUAAGAGUGCGGCUGUUGUGGAAACUCAAGCUUAUGAUUUACUAUUAGAGGGUGCCAUGCGUGCGCAACAUUUCCAUUCAAGAAACUUGCGGUUAAAUGGGCCUUGGAAAUGGUUGUUAGAUGCAUUUGCAGACUACUAUGGAGUUUCUAAUGCAUAUGCCAAGCUGAGAUAUCUAUGGCAUGUGAUGAAUGUGGCUACUCCAACCAAGGACUGCCUAGAGCUUGUGAAAGAGUUGCUUGAACCUCUAAUAAAGGCCAGAAGUGAGAGGAGUCUGACCAGGCAGGAGAGAAGUAUACUUUCAGACUGUGAAACUCAAAUUGAAAGUCUUCUAGCAACUGUUUUUGAGAAUUACAAAUCACUCGAUGAAAACUCGCCAACAGGUUUAACCGAUCAUUUUGGUCCAGCAUUUGAUUCUGCGGCUCCAGCUUUGGAUCCUGCUGUUCAAGUCUACACUAGUCUUCAUGAUAUUCUAUCUCUAGACGCUCAAACUAUUCUAAGAAACUAUCUUCAGACUGCUGCAAGAAAAAGGUGUAGAAAACACAUGAUGGAGACUGAUGAAUUCGUGUCAAGCACCUCUGAAGGUUACCUAAUGGAUACCAUUACCGUCUCAACAGCAUACCUGAAGAUGAAGAACCUUUGUGUUUCUAUAAGAAAUGAAAUUCAGGCAGAUAUAAAGAUCCACAACCAGUAUACAGUCCAUGGUCAGCAUAUAUUUCCUAGUUCAAUUGACCUGACAAACAUCACAGCUACAGUUUACAGCACAGAGCUGUGUAAAAGGCUGAGAGCUUUCCUUUCUGCAUUGCCACCAUCGAGUCCCCAGGCACAUGUAAAUGAACUUUUAGUUGCAACUGCAGAUUUUGAACGGGAUCUUGAGUUAUGGAAUAUAAGUGCUGUGCAGGGAGGUGUAGACUCCAGAAAUUUGUUCCACAACUAUAUCAUGGUGUGGAUACAGGAUAUGCAACUUAAUUUGCUUGAUUUAUGUAAAGCAGAAAAGGUGCCAUGGGCUGGAGUUACCACAAACCACUCGACCUCCCCAUUUGCUGAGGAAAUGUAUGAGAAAAUCAAAGAAAACCUUACCCAGUAUGAAGUAGUAAUCAACAGAUGGCCUCAAUACUCACUUUAUUUGGAAAAUGCUGUUGCAAACAUUGAAAGGGCAAUUGUGAAAUCCCUUGAGAAACAAUACAGCGAUAUCUUAACUCCUUUGAAAGAUAGCAUACCAAAGAGACUUCACUUGCAAGUUCAAAAGAUAGCAAGAAGACAAUCAGCUACUGUUCAUUCGGUUCCUCAUCAAUUGGGCAUAUUCUUGAACACCCUCAAGAGGAUUCUUGAUGUCCUGCAUUGUAGAGUGGAAGACAUCCUAAAUUCUUGGGCAUCCUGUCUACCUGUCAUGGGAGACAAGAAAACAUUGUUUGGGGAGCAAAUGAAUGCAAUCACUGUCCUCUUGAGAACCAAAUACAAAACUUAUUUGCAAGCAAUAAUAGGGAAUCUUGUCAACAAUAUGCAAGCUAAUCGGAACACUAGGCUGAAAAAGAUCCUUGAGGAAACAACAGAAACAGAUGGAGAAGCAGAAGUCCGUGAAAGAAUGCAGUUACUGAAUUCACAACUUAUUGACUUCAUCUCCAACCUACAUGAGGUCUUUACCAGCCAGAUAUUUAUUGCAGUAUGCCGUGGAUUAUGGGAUAGGAUGGGACAGAUUAUUCUGAAAUUUCUCGAAGGGAGGAAGGAAAACAGGAUAUGGUACAAUGGCUCUUCCUAUGCUGUAGGGAUACUGGAUGAUACCUUUGCUUCCCAGAUGCAACGAUUACGAGGAAAUGCGUUGCAAGAGAAGGACAUUGAGCCUCCUCGCUCAGUGAUUGAAGCUCGAUCAAUUCUUUGCAGAGACACGGCAAAUGCAAAUGAUCCGUCUAGUUACUUCUACAUUUAGUUUAUCUUUUGAUAUAUGUUACCAGAUAUCCCUGCUGUUGUCUCAAUAAUCAUCAAUUGUACAAUAUCAUCAUGUAAAGUAUAAAUGCGGUAACUUUUUUGGGGGGAUUCAUUUUAUUCUUUUGCGUGUAUAUGUAAUAAUGUGUACUCUUGUUCAGAUUUCAGAUGUUGAAUAAUGUGAUGGGGGGGACUUAUUCUUCAA
Messenger RNA from Cajanus cajan (pigeon pea), 3806 nucleotides. Lineage: Eukaryota; Viridiplantae; Streptophyta; Magnoliopsida; Fabales; Fabaceae. The record is from RefSeq and is a predicted model, not a curated record.